GCUCGGCCGUCGACUGGGGGAUUUCGGCCACUUUCUCUCCUUCUCUCUCCCACCACCAGCCAGGAGAAAGCACUCUCACCAUCCAUCCAGAAUGCUCACACCGUCUCCAACUAUAACUCCCCUCGCGUUAAAUUACCCCUCGCAAAUUUCCUCGGAGAACGACUACCUUAAUUUAACAUGAAAUUUCAUAUGGAAAAUCGCAUGAAUUUACAUGCACUGUAUCCCUAAUCCCUACUGUGUAUAUUAUGCAAAUUAACAAUGCAAAAAAAUUCUUAUAUGUACUUCUUGAAAAAUAUAUGCGGCCGUAAAGAAAAUUGAAAAAUGUUCACAUUGAAUCAACUGCAAAAACAACAAGAUUAACAAAAAAAAUCAAAAUUUGAACAGUAUUUUUAUUACACUCAUGGCACGAAACUAUAUGCUAAAAAUUACUAUUUUUUAGGGAAUAAUUGAUAAUAAUUAUUCAUGAUAAUUUUUAGUGCCUUGCAUCAUCAAUCGAGUCUAAUUGUAAGACCCGAGCGUUACUAAGGUAUAUUUCCUCCCUUGUCUGUCUGUAAUUCCGCAAAAAUGUGUGCAGAAUAUUUAUUGGCAAAUCCUUGACUCGGGGUUUUUUGUAUGUUACAAUAAUUAUGAAGCAUACCGCAAUUAAAUUCCUAAAUUCCAGUGUCUCAAAUGUUACGAUCCCUCAUAUCAACGUAAUGUCGUAUCUGCGGUGCGACCAAAUUUAAUAAAUAUCUCAGAUAAGGCCUGAGGUAGACUUCGAGUUAAGUUUGCGACGUAUUGGAAAUUUAACUAUGACACUUGAAGAGAAAGUGGACAAACUUGAGAGCACUUCCAAUCAAACAAUUGCGGUUGUGACUUCGGCGUCUGGGUCGCCCAAAUUGGGGGUGGAGGACAUGGCAGAUGUCAUAUCGGAAGUAGAAAGCGUUCGAGUGAUCAACGCGUCGAAAUGCGCCACUUGGUCAGAUAACCCAGAAAAGUCGGACUGGGUGGUGAGGUUGCUGCUGAGCAGUGAACGACCUCAAGAUCUUUCUAGUCGAAUUGGAUUUGUGGUUGUGAGCAAUCUGGACAGCAAGCAGCCUUCCGAAGAGAAUAAUAAAACCAACAAGAUGCAUUCUCGCCACGACACGAUUGACCUUCCGGCAUUUUGCGAACUCCUCGACAGAGGCAGCUAUUUUACAAAGCUGGAGUUGGAUGGAGGUUUUUUCAACAAUUCGUACCUAUUUCCACACGACCUGAGUCCAGACGACGCUGACAAAAUUAAUCUCAUCACACUCCCCAACCUGAAAACUUUAAGUAUCAAAGCCAAGUUAGCCCUCACCCUGAAAGGGUUGGACGCGGAUACCCAACACCAAUAUUACUGCCUGCAUCGCGAACAUUGCAACUCAUUCAAAACUAGGACAGCUAAAAACCUGUGGUACGUCUUCAAAGCGUUUGAAUGUCCAAAGUUGAGCACACUCGAAGUCAUGGAUUGCAUGGAAUGGGAUGACCCUGAGCUAAAAAAUAGCGAUUUCUUCUACUGGGAUCAACCCCUCGUCUCAUUUCUUCAAAGACAUGCGGCCACACUUCGAAGCUUCAAAACAUCGCCAAUCGUGGUGAUGCAGUUGAACAAGAGUAGUGGUCAUGUCGACUUUGCUGAAGUUGCUCCAUCCAUUGAGGAUGUUCUUUUCUGGAUGAAACUGCAUUUGGAUGACCUCUCCUCGUCAACGUCAGGAGCUGAGCAAAGGGAAUUAAAGUUACAUAUUGAAAUUGAAAAGCUGCUUCGACCAUGGCGGCAGUUCUUGCAGGCUCAAAAGAGCUUGAAAACACUGAUUUGGAUAACGGACGCUCAGAACCCAUGGACCUUCACGAGACGGGACUUUGGUAAACUAUGUUUAUGGAACUUGGGGAUGGAGUCCAUCAUGUUGGCUUUGCAUGGAGACCAACAAUUCAGAGAUUUCCAUAACCUUCCUCAGCAGCAGCAUCCUGUGAACAAUGUAAAGGAUUACGAAAUUGAUGCGACCUUAAUGCAUGGAAUGACUUCGCUUCGAAUUCUGUCACUUGGCUGCUACGGGAAAGAUCCGCAGAUGAAAAACUUUUGCUUCAGUAACCUCCAUCUUCUUCCUCCAACUUUGGAUACCGUACAAUUGUUCGGGAUUCGAGUGAUGAGCACAGAUUUAGAAAGCCUUGCAAAACUGCCCCUUCUGCGAAGUCUAACUCUUGUGCAGGGAGGGAAAACCACUUACACCGAGCAAGAUGAACUAAACGGGAACAUUGAGGGGGUGACAGGAAAUGUUCUCAAAACAUUGAUAACAUCUGCUAGGACGUUGGACAAGUUGGUUAUCGUCGGAUUCCCCAUCAGCAGCACCAAGUGUGGCGACUUGUCGACUGUGAAAACCACAAGAAAGGUUGCAAAUCAAAAUCAUGGUUGGUUUGGUGACAUUUGUGGCGCAAUGUGCAUGCCGAACCUUGUCGACGGAGAAACAGGCAACUCCAACCACAAAUCACAAGAACUUCUAAGUUUGCAUCAGUACUCUGACCAGCUCCAAGAAAUCAUAAGAACAUUUGCAUCCGUGGGCACUGUGUGCGACAUUUCUCAAGAUGACGAUGACCAACUCAUGACCAUGUUAACCAUGGGCUGAAAUUCUCAAAUCAGUAAAUCACAUUUAUUUUGUCUCUAAUAAAUUGUAAAUAAAUCAUGAAUGCAGA
This is a messenger RNA of Folsomia candida, 2685 nucleotides long. RefSeq lists its product as uncharacterized. The record is from RefSeq and is a predicted model, not a curated record. The coding region runs from base 792 to 2618 and encodes 608 amino acids. The transcript is spliced from 4 exons. NCBI's taxonomy places the organism in Eukaryota, Metazoa, Arthropoda, Collembola, Entomobryomorpha, Isotomidae.